This is a messenger RNA of Paramisgurnus dabryanus, 3780 nucleotides long. RefSeq names its product KIAA2013 ortholog. The record is from RefSeq and is a predicted model, not a curated record. Lineage: Eukaryota; Metazoa; Chordata; Actinopteri; Cypriniformes; Cobitidae.
UCUUCCGCAAACAUGAGACAUGUCAGCUGGCUGAGAGAGAUGACAGGUACACUACACAGCGAAAAUAAACAAGCGCAGAUGAAAUAAACACGAGCGGACAAACAUUAGACGAUACGUGCGUUGCAUCUCGAGCUUCAGAAAGUGAACCAACGUGUGCCGCGUGAGCAGAAAUGUGUUGACGCGCACGAUAACAGCAACUUCAGUUUAGAAAUAAACUCGUUACAGAAGAAAGUGGAUUGUUUUAUAAUUAAAGCAGAUGUUUGGACUUACACUUUGCACAGAAUCGCUAAAUUCGAGAGAUUAAACGCGAAGGAGUCGAGAACUAUGUUUAGUGCUUCUUGUGACAGGAAGUAGAUUUGCGACAAAUACUUUCCUACACAUCUAGUUAGCUAGGUCUGUUGCAACAGCCCGCCGCUCUCGUGUGUUGUUUUUCAAGUUAGGCUUGAUAAGUUAACCCUGCAAUGCCUUUCAGAGCUGGUGGCCACUCCUAGCAUUUACUGCUGUACAAUACGGCGAUCUCCCUCCACCGCAGUAGUUUAUGAGUGAUCUAUUAAAGAUCAUUGGAGCAAAAGACAGACCAUGUGGCUGCAGCAGAGAUUAAAGUGCCUGCCUGGUUUGCUUUCCAGCAGCUGGGCCCGUCGUGUUUUAGUCGGAUUUCUGCUCUUCCUCAUUUUUUACUGGUACUCGAGCUCAGAUGGGAUCCUAAAGUUUUUGAGCCUCUCUAGGGAAUCUGGGGGAGCUGCAGGGGUGUGUUUGCAGACUGAUAUUAACAGGUGGGUGUCCCUGGUUGACAGAGGGGAGGGAGUGGUUUACACCCCACAGACGAAAGACUCAGUACCGUUUGUUGUGGGUAAUGGACAUUUUUUGGUUGAUGUGGACUCUAACAAACUCUGGGUAGCGUCGUCUUCACAGCCCGGGUCUGCACCGGUUCACCAGACAGAGUACUCCCCAAUAGUGCGGCUGCAGAUGGCAGGAGCGUUCUCGGAGGCGAGGGCUAUGAUGCUGUUUUACCGAAAAGGUUCUGUGCUAUCUUCUCGAUGCAUUCUGACAAGUAACUCUCAGUCCACUCGAGAUUGCAUCAUUGUUCGAGAGGAGUUUGUCGCCCAUCGCAGCCGAUCCAAUGUUUAUCUCCAGAGGAUUCACAUAUCGAAUCCUACGGACAGUGCGGUUUCUUUUGACGUGUCCAUCGAGUCUCGUUCUUUUAGGAGCACCACGGAGAAGAUGGAGGAAAAAGAAUUCAUGCUGUCCUCGGGUAGGGUGCUCACGGAGAGAAAGGAUUUCGUGUUUGUGGUGGUAGCCACAAACAGAUUGAGCACAAAAAUUCUAAUCCCUGCCAAAUCGGAAUAUUCAGAAACUGUGGUGAGUGUGAUUCACACCUUGGAGCCCACCGAGGGUGCGAAACUGGAUGAGACCCUUGGCAAGCUCAGAGAAGGAGUCAAGAGAGAGAUGGUGGAUGCUCUCCGACCUAAUGUGGAAGAAUUAAUGCAAGAGCACCAGCAAGCAUGGGUGGAUCUCUUCAUAUCUGGUGUAGAGAUCAGAAAGAUAACAGACGCGCACACUCCGUCCAGUCGCACAGUCAACAACACCCUCUACUACAUCCUCUCCACCUCCACAGCACCCUUGCUGGAUCCGAGUCUCACCGCUGAAGAGCAUGAAAAGCUGGAGUCCAGUUUAAACUAUGCUGACCACUGCUUCAGCGGUCACGCUACCAUGCACGCCGAGAACCUGUGGCCGGAACGCCUGACCAAUGUCGCUCAGAUUCUGCAGCUUGUCAACCUCUGGAACUUGACUUUCCAGAAAAGAGGCUGCAAGGUGCUUGUUGUGGCAGGCGCUCACGGUAUGAUGCAGGGCAUGGUGCUUAGUUUCGGAGGUCUGCAGUUCACCGAAAACCAUCUCCAGUUUCAGGCCGACCCGGACGUUCUUCACAACAGCUACUCUUUGAGGGGCAUCCAUUACAAUAAAGACCUCAUCAAUUUGGCCGUGUUGCAGGAUGCCGAAGGAAAGCCCUUCCUGCACGUGUCUGUCAAGCCCCAAGAGAAACCCGUAAAGUUGUACGCCUGCGAAGCCGGGUGCAUGAACGAGCCCGUGGAGCUGACGUCGGAGCUGCGAGGUCACACGUUUCCUGUGAUGGUGACCCAGCCCAUAACACCCCUACUGUACUUCUCCACUGAUCUCACUCAUUUGCAGGACCUGAGGCACACCAUGCACGUUAAAGCCAUCUUGGCCCACGAGGACCACAUGGCCAAACAGUACCCGGGGCUGCCGUUCCUUUUCUGGUUCAGCGUGGCGUCCCUCAUCAUACUCUUCCACCUAUUCCUCUUUAAACUCAUCUACAACGAGUACUGCGGGCCAGGAGCCAAGCCGCUCUUCAGGAGUAAGGAUGAUGUCAUUAUUUGAAGCCCAGUGUUUGCAGACACAUUAAAUACGGAUCUCCUCUCAGGAUUGAGUUUAACAGGGUUGCAGGGGAAAUUGUAUUAAAUUUUGCUCUUCCAUUUUGCUGUGUUUAUUUAACACUUUGAUUGUUGUCGAUUAUUUGUGAUAUAAGGUUGAAGUUUAUUCAGUGCUUGAUUAGAUUUUUAUUUAAAAAAAAAUAGAUUAAUUAUAAAAAAUUAAAAUGAUGAAGGAUCCAAAUAAAUUUAUUCUUUGAAGCUCACAAGCACAACAACAAUAAAAUUUUCACUGGAAAACAACAACUGAUAUGCAGCUAUCUUUAAACUUAUUCAUUCUUUUUAUUUUUUAAUUCCUAUCCUCAUACUUUAAGGUUGUUUAGGAUUAUGAAGUACUGAUUGUUUGAUAGCGUACCUUUAUCUAUGCCAUAGAUGCAACUUUGACAGUUCCAUGUGCUUUUAUACAAUUUAAUAUUCAUUUUUCAGCAGUUUAAAGCAGUCAUAAAAGGCCUACACAUGCACACAGGACAUCCGUUAUGCCCUCAUGAUCCCUUUUCAUACCAAGAAUUGCAUUGCAUUCUAUACACAAAGGGUUCAAACGACAUGUAAAUAAUAAUUCAUUUUUUGAGUGAAUGAAAACUUAUAUGUUCCAGUAUAAUUGGUAGCACUGUGUUAGCGUUACAAAGGUCAUGAUUUGAAACCAGAACUAAAGCAGCUACGGAGCCACCAAACAAAGACUGUAGAUUGUAAGACUGACACCAAAUGGCUGAAUCCAUGAGGCAUUUUCUAAAAACAUGAAUUCCUGUGAGAAUCAACAUUUCUCAAAGAGUUCACAUCUACCUCCAAGACAACAACCCCACUAUGUGAAGACAGAAGAGUCACACCUCACCAAGACCACAUCUGUUCUCUCUGUUGUUUCAUUUAAAAUGUCUCAUUGGGAUUGGUACAAUAGUCUCACCCACAUAACAAUAGAAUACAUUGAUGAACUGUAAUAAUAAAUAAGGCAAACUUCACUCAGUGUUGAACAUGUAAACCAGUCCAGAUUUGGUGCAGCCCCUGGGUCCACAAGACCCAAUAGCUAACAAAUCCCAAUCAUUAUUACAAUGCUUUGUUCUCUCUGGAUAUUUAAGGAAAGUUUGUAAAAGGUUCAGGGUAAUUUUCUGUAUUUAGAAAUUAAAAAUGUUGUGUCUGGGUGAACAACAUCAUGUAUUUUUAUUUCACUUGGGAAUUUUGUAGCCAGAUGACUAUUGUAUUGUCCUUUUGCCAGGUAUGCAGUGCUUUCAUAUUAUUAUGACCAUUUAUUGAUUAAAGCUUUGUAUUUGAUUUGGAUUGUGAAUUGGCUUUUGAAUUAUGAUCUCCAUACCUGGCUAAUAAACUGUGAUGUUUGUCUUCA